Molecule: messenger RNA, 471 nt
Organism: Pelodiscus sinensis (Chinese soft-shelled turtle)
Lineage: Eukaryota; Metazoa; Chordata; Testudines; Trionychidae
Source: RefSeq, a predicted model, not a curated record
GGGGACCCGGCGCAGCAGCUGCUGGACCCCACCACGCUCCAGCAGACGGCGGAGUCCCACCUCCGCCCCAACCUCCUCCUGUACUCGGAGAACGUGCUGCGCUCCUGGGGCGAGGGCGUGGGCGCCGAGUGCUGCGAGACCACCUUCAUCGAGGAGCGCCCGCCUGCCCCCAGCCUCGCCAGCAGCGACAGCAAGAUCCACACCCUCUCCUACGAGGUGGAGGACGACGAGGACUUCCAGGAGCUGGAGAGCGACUACUCGAGCGACACCGAGAGCGAAGACGAUUUCCUCAUGAUGCCCCCCCGCGACCAUCUCGGCCUCAGCGUCUUCUCCAUGCUCUGCUGCUUUUGGCCCCUGGGCAUCGCUGCCUUUUACUUGUCCCACGAGACAACUUCCUCCUUUGACUGUUCGUCCUCGUUCGCCUCCGAAAUCGUUUCCAGCUCCACUUCACAGUCUGGCCAGUAUCCCUGA